GUGAGCGAGUAGCUUUACGUGCGGUGCGACGGCAACGGCGGCGCGCGUCUUCCUCCUUUUCCUACCGCGGGGCCAGAGUCCCUGAGGGAGUCCAGCUGCGCUUAAGUCUGGCCGGCGCGACCUGUCUCCGCAAUGCCCCCCAAGAAACAGGCUCAGGCCGGGGGCAGCAAAAAGGCGGAGCAGAAAAAGAAGGAGAAGAUUAUCGAAGACAAAACUUUUGGUCUGAAGAAUAAGAAAGGAGCAAAGCAACAGAAGUUUAUCAAGGCUGUCACUCAUCAAGUUAAAUUUGGUCAACAGAAUCCACGUCAGGUAGCACAAAGUGAAGCUGAAAAGAAGUUGAAGAAAGAUGACAAGAAAAAAGAAUUACAAGAGCUAAAUGAGUUGUUCAAACCUGUAGUUGCUGCUCAAAAAAUAAGUAAAGGUGCAGACCCCAAAUCUGUAGUAUGUGCAUUCUUCAAGCAAGGACAGUGUACUAAAGGAGAUAAGUGUAAGUUCUCUCAUGACUUGACUCUGGAGAGAAAAUGUGAAAAGCGAAGUGUUUACAUUGAUGCAAGAGAUGAAGAGCUUGAAAAAGAUACUAUGGAUAAUUGGGAUGAGAAAAAACUGGAAGAAGUUGUGAACAAGAAGCACGGUGAGGCGGAAAAGAAAAAACCAAAAACUCAAAUAGUGUGCAAACAUUUCCUUGAAGCUAUUGAAAACAACAAAUACGGCUGGUUUUGGGUAUGUCCUGGAGGGGGUGAUAUUUGCAUGUAUCGUCAUGCACUUCCUCCUGGAUUUGUCUUGAAAAAAGAUAAAAAGAAAGAAGAGAAAGAGGAUGAAAUUUCAUUAGAAGAUCUAAUUGAAAGAGAGCGUUCUGCCCUAGGUCCAAAUGUUACCAAAAUCACUCUAGAAUCUUUUCUUGCAUGGAAGAAAAGAAAAAGACAAGAAAAGAUUGAUAAACUUGAGCAAGAUAUAGAAAGAAGGAAAGCAGACUUCAAAGCUGGGAAAGCAUUAGUGAUCAGUGGUCGUGAGGUGUUUGAAUUUCGUCCUGAGCUGGUUGACGAUGAUGAUGAGGAAGCUGAUGAUACCCGUUACACCCAGGGAACAGGUGGUGAUGAGGUUGAUGAUUCAGUGAGCGUAAAUGACAUAGAUUUAAGCCUGUACAUCCCAAGAGAUGUAGAUGAGACAGGUAUUACUGUAGCCAGUCUUGAAAGAUUCAGCACAUAUACUUCAGAAAAGGAUGAAAACAAACUAAGUGAAGCUUCCGGAGGUAGGGCUGAAAAUGGUGAGAGAAGUGAUUUGGAAGAGGACAACGAAGGGGAAGGACAGGAAAAUGGAGCCAUCGAUGCUGUUCCUGUUGAUGAAAAUCUGUUUACUGGGGAAGAUUUGGAUGAACUAGAAGAAGAAUUAAACACACUUGAUUUAGAAGAAUGACACCAAACAAGUCAAUGAAAAAAUUGAGCCAGCUCAGCAUGAGUUGAAAUUGACUACAUUAAUUUUUUUCCACCUAAAACUCUUCAACAGGAUGUUUGUUUCCCAUGCUGAUUAUGGAGGGCUUACUUCCUCCAAAAAAGGAAUAUUCUCCCUACAUCUUGUUUUCUGACUUUGGCUACAUCUCAUAGUAAGUUCAGAGUAGUUCAUGAUAAAUUAAAGAUAAAUGGUCAUUGCAGAAAAUGAUUGAUGGUUGUAAUUGUCCACUCAAGUAGGAAGUGUAAACUGCUUUUCCAGCUUUUGAUUUUCAUUGGGCAUGUGUUGUUACAAGGACAACAUAAAUUUAAAUUACCCUUCAUUUAAGGCAAUUUUUAAUGAGUGAUUCUAUUUCCUUUGUAUUUAUAUGUUCAGAAGACUGCCUAAGAUAUGAGCCUGUACUUCAUCAAGGAAACUGCAUAUGCAGAUUCAGUAUUGUAUAUCUUUGGACAAUUAGAUGGACAUUUAAAAUGAAACUUCAUUAAUCUGACAGGAUCAACUGCAAUGCCCUGUGUUAAACUGUUUGAAACCACUCCCUUUUCUUUUUUGCCAAUAAAGUUGUAAAUAAAAACAGUGAUACAAUAAAUUCCAAAUACAGACCUUUUUUUUUUAAUGUUUUUCUCUGAAAGUCUUCUGACUAUUUCUAGCUUGAGAAUUUUUACUAAAUAUCUGUUAGAAUUAACUGUCACAAAAGACGCAGACACUUAAAGGAUUCUCUUAAUGCCGAUUACUGGACUGAGUGCUGAUAGCACUACUGUGAGUUUAGUAACACAGAUACUUAGCCUCAGAAAGAAACUAUGGAUGGUGUUAUAUGAAAGGGUAAUUACUGAAUUGAUAGAUCAUCAACCUAAUUAAGUAUCACCUACAUGCAUAUGGGCUAGCAGUGCAGGUAAAGCUGUUGUACCAAGUACUACUAAAGCAUCAUUGUGGAGAUCCAUUGUGUUACAGUGGUAUAUGAUGAAGUUGGAUAACCUUGUGUAAAAGAGUGUAAAGAAAUCCACCAGAAAAGUGGGCAGGGGGCCUUUGACACUGAUACAUUUUCAAAUACGAAUACAGUGCUGCUUUUGUUAUUUGCUAAUCUUAAUGGAUUUUAAGGCAAUUAAGAUAAUAGCAGUAAAAGGUCAGGUGACCUAGGCCCUAAUUAUAUGAUUUUUAAAUUCUUUGAACUUUAGUUUCUUUGUCUGCAUAGAGAAGUUAAAGUGUUUCUGAAUUGUGAAAGCUAAGAAAACAUGAUUGUAAAUCUUAUUAGCGAUAACAUCAAAGUUGAUAGAGAAAUUGAGUUCUUGACAAUUCAGUACUAUUAAGGUUUAGACUAUCAGGAGCCAAGUUUCCCAUCUACGAUGGAAGUAUACUUUCAUACUUUUCUAUGAAAGAUUUAUUUCCUUGUUUUUAUUAAAAAGCUUUAAAUACUUAAUAAUGAAACGUUUCAAUUUGAAGUAUUAUUUCCUUACAGCAAGCAUUUGAUUUUGAAAACCAGUUUUCUUUAAUCAGUGAGUUAAAAGGAAAAUGCUAUAGUGUGAAAGUAAUUUUCAUUACCCACGAUUCUUUACACAUAAGACAGCCUUCAUCUAAUUUGCCUGUCUUCCAUUAGAAAACAAAUAUGCUCAGAGAAUGCAAAAAAAAAAAAAAUUUAACCUGAAAAAAAUCAGAAUGCAAAAUUAAAUCGUAUAUGGGCAUACCUCAGAUAUUUUGAGUGUUCAGUUCAAACAACUGCAGUACAGCAAAAUAUUCCACUAAAGCAAGUCACACAAAUUUUUUUUCCUGUUACAUAAAAAAGUUUUAUUUACACUCUACUGAAGUCUGUUAAGUGUACAGUACCAUUAUGUCUAUAGAACAGUGUACAUUCCUUCCUUAAAGAUACUGCUAAAAAAAAAGGCUAACCAUUAUCUCAUAAGUGAACCAUCACUUCAGGAAGUCACUGAUAUAAGAAAUCACAUCACAGAUCAUUAAAGCAGAUAUUAUAUUAAUACAAAAGUUGGCAAUGUUAGAAGAAUUAUCAAAGCAUGACGCAGACACAAAGCAAGCAAAUGCUAUUGGAAAAAUGGUGCCGAUAGACUUGCUCAGAGAAGUACAGUUUAAAAAUGCUGAUACUGGACGUUUAUCAAAUUGAAGGCCUAUGGCUUCCCUGCAUCAAGCAGGUCUAUCAGCAUUAUUUUUUCACAUGUUAUUCUUAAUGUUUGUUUUUGUUUUUUAAUAUAUAAUGCUAUUGUACACUUAAUAACUUAAUAAGCUACAGUGUGAACUUUUAUUUGUACUGAAAGUGAAAGUGUUAGUUGCUCAGUUGUGUCCAACUCUGCAAUUCCAUAGACUAGCCCGCCAGGCUCCUCUGUCAAUGGAAUUUUCCAGGCAAGGAUACUGGAAUGGGUUGCGAUUUCCUUCUCUGACGGAUCUUCCUGACCCCCAGGGAUUGAACCCGGGUCUCCCUCAUUGCAGACAGAUGAUGGUCUCAGCCACCAGGAGAGCCCUAUAUGUACUCUGAAACCAAUAAAUUUUUGUGACUCACUUUAUUGUAAUAUGCACUUUUAUCGCAUAUUAAUGUAAUAUUGCACAUAUGUAAUACGUGGUGAUCUGGAACUGAACCUGUGGUAUCUCCAAGGUGUUCCUGUAUUAUUGACAGUGCAGUUACCCUGUCUUGGUACAACAAAUCUGACAUUGGCACUUGUUUUCAAAACCAUUUACACGAAACUUUAGUUUUGUUUUUUUUACACAUUGCUCUUCUGUAUAAUUUCCAUUGUUAACAUGGUAGGUCUCUGUAAUCUAAUUUUAAUUAUUUGAUGACUUAGCUUCAUUUUUAAAGAUUUGUGAUUUAGGAACUUACAAUGUAAGCCCUUCACAGAAGGGCUUUACCCAUAUUUCCCUUUAGUUUGUUAAUGAGAUCAUUUUCCUUAACAUAAGACCUUUUUAUUUUCUUUAACAUCUAGGGGGUUACGUCAGUCAACACUUUUUAUCCUGUACUCAAUAAUUGUUACUAUCAUGAUCCUAUGUUUGCCAAAAUCUUUCUAAUGCAAAAUAAUUAUAAUAUUAACUUCUUUUUGCACAGAUAAUUUAUAUAAUACUAUAGACCUACCGUGAAUGGACUGAUGCAAAAUUGUGUAAUUGUUACAUUUUUUUAAUAUUUGAAUUAGGCCAUUCUGACCAGUAAGUGGUUUAGAAUGUGAUAAAAAGGAAUCUACAGCAUCAUAUUUACAUGUAGCAGAUCAUAAAGCAUUGCAUCCAUCCUCAGGUUUUAACACACACAGUGCACAAAAGGGAGUUUGUGACAGAAGUUAUUACAGAUAAUAGUAUUGAAUGAGUUCUAUUCAUAUUCUGUGUAGUGAACUUUGUAUAAAGAGCUUUCAGGAUCACAGGCUACAGACUGGUCUUUAUAUAUUAAAGUGGAGAUCUGGGAUUCUGAUACACAUACAGAUAUCUAUCUGAUAUCUAUACAGAUACAUAUACUGAUUCUGAUACAUACACUGUUAAUGUUAACGCUUCCAGGUAUGUACACACUGUUCGUACUGUAUGAACUUAGGUAUGUGUAGCAAUGAAUGUAUUACUACAAGGAAUACUAUGUGAGAGGUAGUAGGUGGACUACCAAAAUCUUGUGUUUGGGGUUUUUGUCUUUUUUUCAGAUGCAUAUCCCAUUGGUAAUAGUAUUUUCUGAAUGAGGAUAAUACCUUGUUUCUCAAUUAAUAAAAACUACAAAGAUAACUUUAAACUAGAAUUUAGUACCAUCCACAAAAUUUCAUGGCUUCGCUGGUGGCUAAGACAGUAAGGCAUCUGCCUGCAAUGCGGGAGACCUGGGUUCAGUCCCUGGGUUGAGAAGAUCCUCUGGAGAAGGAAAUGGCAACCCACUCCAGUAUUCUUGCCUGAAGAAUUCCAUGGACAGAGGCAUCUGGUAGGCUACAGUCCAUGGGUUCGCAGAGAGUCGGACAUGACUGAACCACUUCACUUCACAAAAUUUCAUAGUGUCUUUAGAAAUAAAUCUGAAUACAGCUGAGUGCACACACACAAUCCUGAAUGGCAUUAGUACAAAAUGCAUUUCCAAAUACUCCCCCUCCAUUUUAAUGUAUGUUUACCCUUUCACUGUUCGUUACCUUCUGUUAAUAGGCUAUUUAUUCAUUCAAUUAAUAGGUUUUUGUGCCUUUUCACAAAUAAGAUACUUCUCAUAGGCACUGUAGCAUGACUUAGCUUAAGACUUUGUGCCUGAUUUGAGUAUACAUUUUAGAAGAGCAGAGUCACAGCUGUGUAAGGCUAUGAAAUAUGAAACUGAAAUAGCAAGUACAUAACUGUUAAUAGGAAUGGCUUUUCUAUCAGACUGUAGGCAAACUUUUCAGUCAUUUUGUAUUUACAUUUCAUUGAGUAUUUAGAUUUUUUUAAAUAAAAAUGUCUUUUGUGAAAA
Molecule: messenger RNA, 5827 nt
Organism: Dama dama (fallow deer)
Lineage: Eukaryota; Metazoa; Chordata; Mammalia; Artiodactyla; Cervidae
Gene: ZC3H15
Product: zinc finger CCCH-type containing 15
Exons: 10
Coding region: 133-1413 (426 amino acids)
Biological process (GO): cytoplasmic translation
Cellular component (GO): cytosol
Molecular function (GO): metal ion binding; mRNA binding
Source: RefSeq, a predicted model, not a curated record